GCCACGUAAUUAGAGGCUCCUGUUAAGUCUGGCUCUGUCCUCCCGAGGGCCCUGGAGUUGCCCCGCCCGCCCGCUUGCCAGGCUGCGCCGUUACAAGUGGCAGAGGGCCGCUUGGUCGGGAAGCCCAGCGGUAAGCGGCGCGGAGCUAGCGCAGCACUUCCCCCAGCAGCCCUCUUCCCUCAGCCCGCGGGCGAGGAGCUCAGCUGCGCCGCUAAGUCGGCGGGAAGCCUCGGCAAGACGCCCGCUCCUGCCGCCUCAGUUGCUCGCCCGGCUAUCCAAGGAGCGCGGCCGGCUAAGGAAACGCAGGCGGGAGACGGGGUUCCCGCUUCAGUCGAGCUUUGCUGGGACUGAGGAGGCGUAGGACGCGGCUGAUCUGCCGGCUUUGGGCCGCUCCGCGCGGCUUCCCCGCCUGGAGCAGCCUCGCGACCCGGGAAAGCAACAGUGGCCGGCGGGCUUGGCCGGGCGCCUUUCGUCCGGGACUCCGACCGUCCUCCUCUGCCUUGGCUGCCCUCCUCCUACUCGGUCGGGGGAGGCAAAGCCAUGACUUCCAGCUACGGGCACGUCCUGGAGAGACAGCCGGCCGUCCUAGCCACGCGCCUGGAGAGCCCCGGCAACCUCGACAGCUUGCAGGCAAAGAAGAACUUCUCGGUCAGCCACCUGUUGGACCUGGAGGAAGCCGGCGACUUGGUGGCGGCUCAGACCGACGAGAGCGUCGGGGAAAGCGGCCGGAGUCUCCUGGAAUCGCCGGGGCUGACCAGCGGCAGUGACACUCAGCAGCAGGACGGUGACCAGCUGAAUUCUGAAGAGAAGAAGAAACGAAAGCAGAGGCGAAACAGGACCACCUUCAACAGCAGCCAGCUUCAGGCCCUGGAGAGAGUCUUUGAGCGGACACAUUACCCAGAUGCUUUUGUCCGAGAAGACCUUGCACGCAGGGUCAACCUCACCGAGGCUCGGGUCCAGGUGUGGUUUCAGAACAGGCGGGCAAAGUUUCGCAGGAAUGAGCGAGCAAUGCUGGCCAACAAAAAUGCAUCCCUCCUUAAAUCUUACUCAGGUGAUGUAACUGCAGUGGAGCAACCAAUUGUACCUCGCCCAGCACCAAGAGCCACUGACUAUCUCUCCUGGGGAACUGCCUCUCCUUACAGCACUGCCAUGGCUUCUUAUUCUGCUUCCUGUACCAAUGCCAGCCCAGCUCAGGGCAUGAAUAUGGCUAACAGCAUUGCCAAUCUGAGACUGAAGGCAAAGGAAUAUAGUUUACAGAGGAACCAGGUGCCAACCGUAAAUUAGAGAGCAGCAACCUGUAAGAACAGCCCAAAUCUAGAAAGAAAAGUCCCUGCCUGGGGCAACUGUCCUGCUUUGCCAUUUGUUGAGACCUAGAAAGCCCACCAACCCAAGCUAAAGCAUUGGGGAUAAAAGCAGGAUCUGAAUGAAUGGAAAACAGUUUCCAACAUGAUGCUACAAAUACAAAUUCAAGUACAAAUACAAAUAACCCCACAAUAUUGCCAAAGUGCCAAGAAAUCUCUUCCAAGAACUUUUUCGGUGAAGGAUACAAGGUUUGAAUUAAUCCUAGGAAUGACUGCAAAUCCAAAGAUCCUGCACUUGACUCUUCUGUGUCCCCCAUUUGACUUCUUUGUUUGCCCCUCACCUCUUUUAUUUGAACCUUCUAAAAUACUCUUAAAUCUUAUGCCAAAGAUCCUCAUGGUCAUUGAUGCUCUGAUCCAUUCAAAGCACAAGGGAUCCCAACUGAUGUUGUGACCACCAGCAUAUGCCAGACGCCUUAGCAUCUAAACUUUUAUGUCUAUUGGCUAGAAUCUCGCCUUCUCUUAGCUGUUUGAAGUCAAUUUUGAUUAUAGAUAAGUGUGUCUUACUGUUUAUUCUGCCACAACCUCUUUGAUAUUGUUUUGCUGGUUUCCAAAGAAUCACUAAAUAUAAAAUUACGUAAUUUUGAACCAAUUUCUGCCAAUAUAGGAGUGUAAAAAAUUUUCAAAUCACAUAGAACACUUCAUCGUGGUGAAAAUGUAUAAGAAUGUAUUUGAGAUAUUACUCUGUGGAAUUGAAAAGCUGGUACAAACCUACAAAUCUUGGAGAAACCCAAAGAGCAGAAUCCAGAUGUGUAGGUACUAUAAAUGAAAGUUAAUUUCCAAUACAAAAAUCAGAGGCCUUAAUCUAAUACAGAGAUAGGCGUGCUUAACCCUAUUGUAUUGGACUAAGUCUCCACAUACUUUCUUUGCUACUUGUUUUGUUUCAUGCCACACUCAACAGUGGUGCCUGAAAUCAUUUGAUUUAUAUAUACUGUAUAUAUUUAUAUAUAUAAGAUAUACAUACAAGCUUUGUGAGUUUUCCUUUUUUUUAUUAAACAAAUAAAAUGAACUGAAAGCGU
This is a messenger RNA of Pantherophis guttatus, 2377 nucleotides long. It is a transcript of the gene PRRX1, whose product is annotated as paired related homeobox 1. The record is from RefSeq and is a predicted model, not a curated record. NCBI's taxonomy places the organism in Eukaryota, Metazoa, Chordata, Lepidosauria, Squamata, Colubridae. Gene Ontology annotation, molecular function: RNA polymerase II cis-regulatory region sequence-specific DNA binding; DNA-binding transcription factor activity, RNA polymerase II-specific. Gene Ontology annotation, cellular component: nucleus. Gene Ontology annotation, biological process: regulation of transcription by RNA polymerase II.